AUGUCUGUGAUUCUUUUUCAGACCAAAGUCUGCAAGGUAGUAAAAUGCCCAGAUUUGGCUGUCUCUGGCCAGUGGGAGGUAGUCACCGGGCAUGAAGGGAAGCAAGAAUCGGCCAUCUUUGAUGCUGUCAUAGUCUGCCCUGGGUUUCUAACUAACCCUCAUUUGCCACUGGAUUCCUUUCCAGGUAUUCUUCUUUUUAACGGCCAGUACUUUCAUAGUUGACAGUAUAAACAUCCAGAUAUAUUUAAGGACAAGAGAGUCCUUGCAAUUGGAAUGGAAAAUUCUGGCAGAGUCAUUGCUGUUGAAGCCAGUCAUGUGGCAAAAAAGGUGUUCCUCAGCACCACUGGAGGGGCCUGGGUCAUCAGCCGUGUCUUUGACUCGGGGUACCCAUGGGACAUGGUGUUCAUGACGAGAUUUCAGAACAUGUUCAGAAAUUCUCUCCCAACUCCACUUGUGUCAUGGUUGAUAGCAAGAAAGAUGAAUAGCUGGUUCAACCAUGCAAAUUACGGCUUAGUACCAGAAGACAGGAUUCAGCUGAGAGAGCCCAUGCUAAAUGAUGAGCUUCCAGGCCGCAUCAUCACCGGGAAGGUGCUCAUCAGGCCAAGCAUUAAGGAGGUGAAGGAGAACUCAGUCCUAUUUAGCAGCACCCCAGAGGAAGAGCCCACUGAUAUCAUUGUCUUCGCCACUGGGUACACGUUUGUGUUCCACUUCCUGGAUGAGUCUGUAGUGAAAGUGGAAGAUGGCCAGGCCUCACUGUACAAGUAUAUCUUCCCUGCACAUCUGCAAAAGCCAACCCUGGUUGUUAUCAGCCUCAUCAAGCCCUUGGACUCCAUGAUACCUACAGGACCUACAGGAGAGACACAGGCUCGAUGGACUGUUCGAGUCCUGAAAGGUGUGAUUAAAUUACCACCGCCAAGUGUCAUGAUAGAAGAAGCUAAUGUGAGGAAAAAGAACAAGCCCAAUGGGUUUGGCCUGCGCUACUGCAGGGCUCUGCAGUCAGAUUACAUCACAUACAUAGACAAGCUCCUGACUGACAUCAACGCAAAGCCCAACCUGCUGUCUAUGCUCCUAACAGACCCGCGUCUGGCUCUGACCGUCUUCUUCGGCCCGUGCACCCCUUACCAGUUCCACCUGACUGGCCCAGGGAGGUGGGAGGGAGCCAGAAAUGCCAUCCUGACCCAGUGGGACCGAACAUUCAAGGUUACCAAAACUCGGAUUGUGCAAGAACCCCCACCUCCUUUUGAAAGUUUACUUAAGCUCUUUAGCUUUCUGGCUUUGCUUGUGGCCAUCUUCCUGGUUUUCCUGUAAGUGGGAGAUUUCCUAAAAGGCAUUUUCAGAUGCACGGGGUAGAUUUGCUGUGCUCUGAUUUCUCUACUACAGCAGCAGUGCCUUCCAAGUCAUAAGCACAUCU
Molecule: messenger RNA, 1411 nt
Organism: Tupaia belangeri chinensis (Chinese tree shrew)
Lineage: Eukaryota; Metazoa; Chordata; Mammalia; Scandentia; Tupaiidae
Product: dimethylaniline monooxygenase [N-oxide-forming] 1-like
Exons: 6
Molecular function (GO): NADP binding; N,N-dimethylaniline monooxygenase activity; flavin adenine dinucleotide binding
Source: RefSeq, a predicted model, not a curated record